Messenger RNA from Lachnellula hyalina, 1035 nucleotides. It is a transcript of the gene KRR1, whose product is annotated as KRR1 small subunit processome component. Lineage: Eukaryota; Fungi; Ascomycota; Leotiomycetes; Helotiales; Lachnaceae. The coding region runs from base 1 to 1035 and encodes 344 amino acids. Gene Ontology annotation, cellular component: small-subunit processome; nucleolus. Gene Ontology annotation, molecular function: RNA binding. The record is from RefSeq and is a predicted model, not a curated record. The transcript is spliced from 2 exons.
AUGCCUUCCACGCACAAAAAAGAGAAACCAUGGGAUACAGAUGAUAUAGACAAGUGGAAGAUCGACCCCUUCACACCCACCGACAACGCAGGCGGAACCUUCACCGAAGAAUCCUCCUUCGCAACCCUCUUUCCCAAAUACCGCGAAGUAUACCUCCGUGAAGCCUGGCCCCUCAUAACGCGAUCCCUGGAGAAAUUCGGCAUCGCCUGCACGCUCGAUCUCGUCGAAGGUUCCAUGACCGUGAAAACGACCCGCAAAACCUUCGACCCAGCCUCCAUCCUCAACGCGCGCGAUCUGAUCAAACUACUCGCCCGAAGCGUGCCCGCACCCCAAGCAGUCAAGAUCCUCGACGACGGCGUAGCCUGCGACGUCAUCAAGAUCCGCAACCUGGUGCGCAAUAAAGAGCGUUUCGUGAAGCGCCGCCAACGAAUCCUCGGUCCACAGGGCAGUACGCUCAAGGCGUUGGAACUUCUUACAGAAUGCUAUUUGCUGGUGCAGGGAAACACGGUAGCGGCAAUGGGGCCGUAUAAAGGGCUCAAGGAGGUUCGACGUAUUAUCGAAGACUGCAUGGCGAAUAUCCACCCCAUCUACCACAUCAAGGAGCUCAUGAUAAAACGCGAGUUGGCGAAAGAUCCGGAACUGGCGGGCGAGAGCUGGGAUCGCUUUCUACCGCAUUUCAAGAAUCGCAAUCUGAGUAAGCGUCGCGUGCCGCUGAAGGUUACCGAUAAGAGUAAGAAGACGUAUACGCCGUUCCCGCCGGCGCAGGAGAAGAGCAAGGUGGAUCUGCAGAUUGAGAGUGGCGAGUACUGGCUGUCGAAGCAAGCGAAGGAACGCGCUGGGAAGGAGGAACGACUGGAGAAGCAGCGAGACAAGAAGGUAGAGAGGGAGAAGGAAAGAGAAAAGGAGUUUGUGGCGCCCAAGGAGGAGAAGAAGGAGAAGAAGAAGAGGAAGCGGGAUAGAGAAGAUGGAGAGGAGAAGGAUGUCAAGAAAGAGAAGAAGAAGAAGAGGAAAGAGGUCAUUGUUGAGGAAGAUUAA